Eruca vesicaria subsp. sativa (arugula) is the source of this 779-nucleotide messenger RNA. The record is from the annotation of a GenBank genome assembly. Lineage: Eukaryota; Viridiplantae; Streptophyta; Magnoliopsida; Brassicales; Brassicaceae.
CCAGAGAUAUUAUUAAAGUCAUCUCAAUUCGGCUUCAACGCAGAGAUGGAAACUUCAAAAAACUCAUCACUCUUCCAAUGUUUAGGUCUUAUAGAAAAUUAUGAUGAGCCUUCUGAUUCUACCCUUCCUAGAGUUAUCACUCUUCUCGCUUCACUUCUUGGGAAGAUGAUUCAGAAGACCGAAAAGUCACUCCACACAAGACAUAACAAGGAAGGGGAGAUCACUAUGUUCCAUGGGUCAAGAGCUCCAUCGAUGAACAUUCAUCGCUACAUAGAGAGAGUCUACAGGUACACUCGGUGUAGCCCUGCGUGCUUCGUUGCAGCCUUUGCUUACAUCCUGAGGUAUCUAGAAAUACCAGUGGAUACAAGCGUGGCUCGUCGUCUCACAUCACUCAACGUUCAUCGCCUUCUCAUUACAAGUCUCUUGGUCGCAGCCAAAUUCUUGGACCGCAAGUGCUAUAACAAUGCGUAUUAUGCAAAAAUUGGAGGAGUGAGCACUGAAGAGAUGAAUAGGCUGGAGAGAACGUUCUUGUUCGAUCUUGAUUUUAGACUAAAUAUUACAACAGAGAUGUUUGAGAAACACUGUCUCAUGUUGCAGAGAGAGACGGUGGCUUGUGGUUCAAGAAAACUUAGAACAGUUCUUGGAGAGUUGACUUGUAGUUGCCAAGCGAUCUAAUAAAACAAAGUCCAUAAGAUUUGCUUAGAUCUUCUUUCAUCACCAAUAAUGUAUGUUUAUCAUACUUAUUUGAAGAAACAGAUCAAUGAAAAGAAACAAACAAG